GUAUUAUAGUUCCUUUCAAGUGCUACUUCAUGUACUUUAGAAACUGUUUAAAAAGACCAGUUCUAUUUCCGUUCUUGUAUAGAAGGACUAUGUAAAUUUUGAUUAUUUUAACUUUCCGAUGAGAAUGCACGACGCCGAGGAAAGUACCGAUGACAAAGAUGAACGGACGAAUUUCGGUCCGGUCCCGGUGUCCGGAAAACCGUCAAAGACCUUAUUCACUAUGAUGGAAGAGGAGGCUGGAGGUGCUAGUCCUGAUCCAGCUGAUCUCGGCGACUACAACCAAGUAUUCGAGUACACAGAAAUAAACCACAAAGACUACCAUAGUUCUAACUUUCCAAGCCUUUUGUCAGACCUUGGACCAAGCGCUAAGCAUAAGCCAGGGACCAGUUCAAGCAAGAAAAAGCAGAAACAACAGAAAGAAGACAACAAUGAAAAAGGAAGACAUAAACACCGUAGAGAGACGCUUGUAUUCGGGGAGCAAAUGAAACGCUUGAAUGAGACUCGAUGGCUGAAGAUAGAGUCCGUGGCAAAGGAGAAAAUGGACUAUUACGACAGGUAUGUGUCCGAUAUGACCAUGAAGAUAAAACAACAACGAAAAAAGAUAAACCAAAGGGCUGAACAACUUUUAAGAUCUUUGGAACAACAAGAAGAACAGAAAAGAGCAGAUCGGCUGUUUGACUCACCGUAUGGCAGAAUAUGGCGUCACCACAGAGCAAUGCAACGAAGGGCUUAUAGCCUAGAACCUAUUCGACCAACCUAUUAGAGCAUAGACAAAAAUCAAUCCUAGAAAAAGACUUCUACCGUUAAAGAAAAAGACAAAGCGACAGCAGACGACGCUGAAAGCGGACAUGCAGACAUGUAACCGAUUACGGACAUACUUUAUUUCUCGUUAUAAUUACACUUUGACAAUGCAAACUUAAAAGUACAAUGUAAUACAUUAUCAUGUUUUUUUUUCAAUUUCUAUUUUUUACAAUACACUUAAUUUUAAGUGAACUAUACAAAUCUAAUA
This is a messenger RNA of Ruditapes philippinarum (Manila clam), 1009 nucleotides long. RefSeq lists its product as uncharacterized. The record is from RefSeq and is a predicted model, not a curated record. Bases 119 to 763 code for a protein of 214 amino acids. The transcript has 6 exons. Lineage: Eukaryota; Metazoa; Mollusca; Bivalvia; Venerida; Veneridae.